AUGGCUCAAGGUGGUUUAGGUAUUAAAAACCCUCAUCAAUUUAAUAUAGCACUUCUCACUAAACUAGCCAGCAGAUUAAUAUUAGAAAAAGACCAACUAUGGGCAAAAAUUCUCAAAGCGAAAUAUUUUCCAAAUUCUCAUCCUCUAGAAGCUUCUAAAGUUUCUAAAUUAUCGUGGAUUUGGACAAGCAUCCGAAAAGGUCUAGAUUUAAUUAAAGGAAACUUUGUCUGGCAAGUUAAAAAUGGAAACUCGGUUAAAAUAUGGGAAGAUAAAUGGAUUCCAAAUUCGGAAGUAAUACCGCAACCACAAGAUUCGCAGGCCACAGUUCCAAAAAGAGUUCAAGAGCUCAUAACUGAAGAGAAUAAAUGGGAUCAAGAAAAACUAGACAGUUACUUUAGCCCGAAGGCAAUUCUAAGAAUUAAACUGUUUGUGUGGAAGCUAGCUGGAAAAGCUUUGCCUACAUCUUCGAGACUAGGGGCACAUAACCCGGAAAUUGAACCAAACUGUCAACUCUGCAAUUCUCAAGUUCAGGAAACCGAGAAUCACUUAUUCGGAUCUUGCCCUUUCGCCAAAGCCAUUUGGUUCAGUUUUUCGCUAGGAAACUUAACUUCUUCAGCUAAUACAGAUCCAAUUACUUCAUGGGUUAAAGGGUGGCUUGUAUACCCAGAUUUGGAUAAUUUGGUAGGAAAAAUCUCGACCAUAUUAUGGUUCAUCUGGAAAUAUAGAUGCUCGGUGGUCUUUGAAAAUAUAAUCCCAAAUCCAAUGCAACUAAUUGAUCAGAUCAACAGAUUUUUGCAAUCCAUCCCUCAAAAGGAUAAAACAAAGGGACUGGAUACCAAUCACUUAAUGAUGAUCAAUACCAGAUGGUCAGAUAUAAACACUGACUGGAUAGUAUAUAUUUAUGCUUCUUUCAAGGAAGAAGACCUUUCAAUGGGAUACGCUCAUAUCGUCUAUUCAGUAGAUCACCAUACAUUUAUGCACAUUUCAGCGGGUUCGGAGACAACUACUUCGGCUUUUCAUGCGGAAGCGAAAUCUUUACAAAAAGCGGUCAUCUGGCUAAGAGACAAUGUCUUGUCUAGCGUUUCAAUAGUAACUGAUUGUAAAGUCUUGGCAGACAGCAUCAACAAGGACAACACAAAUCUCUCAUGGACAGUCGAAAACAUCGUUAAAGAAGCAAAGACAAUUUUAAGAGAUCUUCCUCAAGCUCAGGUAAAGUUUACAAAUAGAAAAUAUAAUUCAGCAGCGGACCUAAUUUCCAAGGAAGCAAGAAUAAAGAUCCUUCAACAUAUGUCUACGAAAUUCAAACAAAAAAUUAAGCAUUCUAGCAUUAUCUCUAAUGUAUUUGAUAGAAACGAAAUUGUAAAUCUUCUGUACUAUAUUUGCUAG
Messenger RNA from Papaver somniferum (opium poppy), 1386 nucleotides. RefSeq lists its product as uncharacterized. The record is from RefSeq and is a predicted model, not a curated record. Lineage: Eukaryota; Viridiplantae; Streptophyta; Magnoliopsida; Ranunculales; Papaveraceae. The transcript has 2 exons. The coding region runs from base 1 to 1386 and encodes 461 amino acids. Gene Ontology annotation, molecular function: RNA-DNA hybrid ribonuclease activity; nucleic acid binding.